Messenger RNA from Gigantopelta aegis, 2905 nucleotides. Its product is annotated as G-protein coupled receptor 84-like. Gene Ontology annotation, biological process: G protein-coupled receptor signaling pathway. Gene Ontology annotation, cellular component: membrane. Gene Ontology annotation, molecular function: G protein-coupled receptor activity. The transcript has 2 exons. NCBI's taxonomy places the organism in Eukaryota, Metazoa, Mollusca, Gastropoda, Neomphalida, Peltospiridae. Bases 616 to 1914 code for a protein of 432 amino acids. The record is from RefSeq and is a predicted model, not a curated record.
GGUUAUUAAUUAUAACAUAUACUGUUUUUUGGAAAAUAUCCAAACAGGAUCCCGCUAGAAAACCGUUAUUUAACCUUUUACUUGCAUCUGUGAUGUUAGACAACAGAUGACUAAACAGGAUCCUGUUGGGAAAACCUUUUAAACCGUUGAUUCGCACAUAUCUGUGACGAAAGACGAUACGUUAUGGAUACAGCACUUCGCACUUUCUAUUUCACUUCCUGACUGCGCAUAAGUAGGAAAGUUCUGUAAACUGUUGCCGGAUAUCGUCUGCUGUUGUUUUGUUGGACGCUUGUGAGUCGCGCCUCCGAUUGGAUGUAAGACGGGCAGUAUGAAAUGUAUUAUGAUUUUUAGCAUCCUAAUACCAUAGACGUAAAAGAGAGAAGGGCGUGUGUCUGAAAUUCUACAUUCUCUGCAAGAUUGGCUGCACGUAGGCCUAGUUAAUGUAUUGGAGUAUGAAUUGUGUCUUUGGGACCUCGGGCUACCUACGCAAUGACGGAGACUUCUACAACUGUAUUCUAAAAAUAAGGAAAAUGCAUAUUGGAGUGUACAACAGGACAUCUUCAAUCAGAUUCUAGGGUGUGUUGGUAAUAAUAAAAGGUCCCCCGCCAUCUCAACAUGGAUCUAAUAAGUGCAACAGAAUCCUUUAAUGACACGGUGCCACCAGCUCCGUCUAACGGCAACACAACUGAACGCUUUAUAAACAUUUCUGCAGCAGUUUAUGUUGGGAUUUUAUCAGUUACGGGAACGCUUGGAAAUUUAAUAGUUCUGUACGUGUAUAUCUUCAAAUUUAAACAAAGCACAUUCAACACGUUUAUCAUAUUUCUAGCGGCAUUUGACAUAAUAUGCAGCGCCAUCGAAAUGCCACUGGAUGUUGCCAACCUGGUCCAUAUGGAGGGAUUUCCUGGAUGUAAGCCCAUAGUGUUGAUAGCUACAACCACUGCACUAGCAACUGGUUUCAUUCUUGUGGCCAUCGCUGUCCUCCGGUACAAAGGCAUCUGUAAGCCACUGAAGCCAAAUAUAUCGGUUGUUCAAGCAAGAGUCAUCUCUGUGGUGUCACUGGGAAUAGCCGUGGUUGUAUCCUGGCCGUCUGCUGUCAUGGUAGCCAAUAUACCAGACGAACUCGUGGGCGGGAUGGUAGUCACGAACUGUGCCACAGAAAAUCGUUUCAAAGAAACCCAGUACCCGUUGCUAUUUAACGGAAUUUUGUUUUUAAUAUUUGGCGGCGCGUUUCUCACGUUGAUAAUACUGUACGGAAUUAUAGGCAGACAAUUCUGGCUGAGGAAGAAAUAUGGCCCUACACAGUCACUUAUACACAGAGAUAAAUCGUCUUCAACAUCGCCAAAUCAUGCAUUGAGUGAACGAUGCCAUUUGUCUAUCCAAGGGUCAUCACCGAAUGCUUCAAAAGAUAUGGAUAACAAUAAGGGCAUACCACAUCCGUCUAGCAAUGCAUAUUCUUCAAAGUCUGGUGCACAGAGUUCUGCAGCCAAAGGAAAGUCUUAUUCUAAUUGUGGAGAAGUUGCUAUAUCUCCUGGCACAUCAGAAGUACAAGUAGUCGAGACGGAACCUGGAAGUAACAGCAGUACAGCUUCUAAUCGGAGUGCUUCAAAACUUGUGCCAGUCCAAAAAAGUACGAAGCAACCUUCUCAAAACCAAAACACAUUUAGAAUUUUGUUCAUCGUGACGAUAACAUUUCUGCUCAGCUAUUUACCGCACCUGAGUUUGAUGAUUUAUGAAGUGGCCGGUUCGGAUUUGUAUCUUACUCCCGUGGGAGAAAGUUUUGUCGGGGUCAUUAUUAGAUCAUAUCUCAUAAACAGUGCAUCUAAUCCAAUCAUAUACGGAUGUUGUAACAAAAAAUUUAGAGAAGAAACUAGUGCUAUAUGUCAUAGAUUAAAAGUGUGUUUUCAUAUGGUCUGAGAUACACACCGAUCUAGUAGAUCAAGAUUAAAAGUGUGUUUUCAUAUGGUCUGAGAUACACGCCGACCUAGAAGAUCAAUGGUGCUUCUUUGCAAACAGUAAUGAAAAACUGUAUUAUACAUAUAGACAAGCUAUGAUUAAUAUUAUAAUCGAAAACUGAAUGCUUAUGUUCUAACAAUGUGAUGAUCCAUUAUUGAAAUGCAUAAAAAAAAACCAUAACACUUGUAUGAAAUAUGUUGUUUUGUGUGUGUGUGUGGUGUGUGAGUGGGGGUGGGGGGUGGGGUGGGUGGGUAGGGGGUGUCAUACAUACGUAAAGAAAAUAUAAUGUACUGAUAUUGAGGAUAAAAAUAGCGAAAUCUGUAGGGUCUAUCCAGGUGAGCAUUACAACAGGUGGCACCGUUCAUGGUCCCAAUAACUCAGAUCCUGAAAUUCUAACCGAUUACGUAUGUAAUCGACAGUUGUGCCCCAUAACACAAGGCACUCCUAACACUUACCUGAGACGUACACCACACAUUAUGUAUAGUGUACGUCCGACGUAAGUGUUACGAGUGCUUUGUGUUGCCGGGCCCUGAUCUUUAGGUGCAAACCCAUUACAAAUGAUGUCCGAUCACAUCUGUAAAACGCUCUCCUGCAGUUAUGUGAUUUCCCGAUACACAGUGAAGUGAUUUUCUUAUACAAUGAUGAGGUACAAGAAUCACGUUCUAGAAGAGUUCGUGCGUAGUCGGAGUGGGCCUUGUUUUCAGGGGAUGGGGCGGCAUUUAUUGUUGUUUCUCUGGGUCUUUUGCUUGUUGUAUGUGGGAAUUUUUGGUGGGAUAUUUUGUCUUUUCCCCUUCUUCUUCUUCUUCUUCUUCUUCUUCACUGACAUGAAUAAAUCAGUCGUGGAGCACUUGCUGGAAUGCAAUAUAAAUCAGUUGGUUCGUAAUAUUAUAAAGCUAGGAAUCCAUGCAUACGUAUUAUACCAGUGAUGCGUAAAUAAAAAAUAUCAAUUGUG